Messenger RNA from Anopheles arabiensis, 9277 nucleotides. It is a transcript of the gene Ehbp1, whose product is annotated as EH domain-binding protein 1. Gene Ontology annotation, molecular function: protein binding. The transcript is spliced from 11 exons. The record is from RefSeq and is a predicted model, not a curated record. Bases 1748 to 5083 code for a protein of 1111 amino acids. Lineage: Eukaryota; Metazoa; Arthropoda; Insecta; Diptera; Culicidae.
UUUUCCUCGCCUUCCUCGAAACUGUCAAAGCCAGAGCCAGAAAAGUGAAGAAAUUGUAGCAGAAAAGAUUAUGUUGUAAGAUCCCGUGUGCCUGCGCCAGCCUUUCUUCCAAAAGGAUUGACUCUUGUUUUGUGUAACAAACAAAUCAACAAAUUGCCCACAUCAGCCCCAGACUGUUGGUGUUCCGUACCAGCUUCGACGUAGAAAAAAAACCCCAUCCCGUGUGAGCGUGUGUGUGUGUGUGCGUUAUGGUUUAGGCCUAGAAGAAUCAGCUCGACAGCAACCACCCCAGUGACGACGGGUUGGGAAGGUGAUGCGUACUCCCAAACCUUGCGUACCGAAAAAAAGUAACGCAAAACGUACGUAAGUGUAGCAGCACUGCUGCAGGAAAGUGAAGAAAAAGCCCCUUCCCAUGUGGGGGGUGACCCAUGAAGGAACCGAAGGAAAACAGCCUUGCACAACUGUGUGACCAUGAUCGUGCGGGGAAGCAGCUGAAGCCAAUCCGGCGGCAAUAGCGCCUUGUUUGUGUGAAAAAAAUCGUGUGAAAUGAUGUGAAAAACGGCAACAGCAGCCGAAAGUGUGCAGUUAGUUGGUCGGCGAGCGACCCGAGAAAAAUAGAACCUGGCGAGGGGCUGCCUGGGUGUGAUAAAGCAAAAACAAAGCGUUAGGCGACCCUGCCCGUCCUCGAAGAGAAAACAGUUUGUCGUCGUUCGCGUCGUCCUUUGGUGUGCUCGUCCAACGGGGAGCGCAGAGACAGCGCAACCUUGAUCCUCGGCUGCUUCUUACUACGUCAGUCAGUCCGUGAGCGCGCGCGUUGUGUGGGGUGGGUGGCCCGGGCCAAGGUCCACCACAGGGGAGAGACAGGGGCAAAACCAUCCAACCAGAGCGCAACAAAUAGAGAGAGAGAGAACUCGGUGCUGGCGUAAACACAUUCCUUAUUUAGCGUAUCUCUUGUCGCGGCUUGGUCGUAUCCGUAAGGAUGCCGCAGUGCUACUGUCCAACCCCCUGGGCUGGGUGUGUGUAGAAAAAUAAACAAAACACACCUUUCCGACGUCUCCCCCCUUGGCGCUCCCCGCUCACCCAAGGUACAGGGGAUGUUGCAAUCUGAUCGAGCGAAAAUUGAUCGCUACACGGAUUGCAAUUCACACAGCCACAGCGCGGGGGAAUGUGUAUCGAGGCCCCCUAACACACCACCACGACGCUGAACUGCGCUGAUAAGUGAAAAGCCCUUCGUGCUGUGUUGUGUCGCGAGUGCACACGAAAGAAAGCGCCAGAAAUUAAAACAAUCGUAGUAGCAUUGACGUGCGUGCCUCUGUGUGUGUUUGCCGCUCCCGUGUUCUGUUUCUCCGUUCCAGCAAGAACGCACACAAUCCCUUGUUACAAAAGGGCGGAAGCUUGUUUUUUGUGUUUGUUUGCCUUUCAAGAUUAUCACUAGACAGAGAAGCAUGCUGUGCUAAGUGCGCACGUUGCACAAACGCUGCCACCGCUGCUACUGUCCGCUCGUCGGUGUGAAAUUAUUGUGCUUUGUGAAUUUAUGUGAUUUGAUUUCUCCACGUUGAUUGAGGCGAACAUCUCGCGGUUUGAACGCCGUUGUGUGAAAAACAAAACAAAAAAUGGUUUGAAAACGGUACUCCGGCAUCAUCGCUGUAUCGCCAGAGGAAACUAAACAACAAACAAACCAGUUGCAGCAGCCGCAUCAGCCCACAGCUUUAGUUGCCUAGUCGUCCCGGCCGCGACAACCUGCACAAUGGGCAGCGUGUGGAAGCGGUUGCAGCGCGUCAACAAGCGGGCGGCCAAGUUUUCCUUCACCGUGUCGUACCAUGAGCUGUUCAUGGAGACGACUGCCAAAUGGCGACCGAACAAACUGCACGUCGUGUGGACGCGCCGUUCGCGCCGCGUCCAGUCCAGCGCGCUCGAGUGGCAGCCGGACCUAAUCAACCCGCUCAGCAGCACCAUGUCCUGGCCGAUGCCGGAUAACCACACGAUCGCGGUCACGCUGUUCAAAGACAUCCGGACGCACGAGCUGGAGGAUAAGGAUUGGACGUUCGUGCUGGAGGACGUGUCGCAGCUCGGCAAGAAGCGGGCGCUCGCGUCCGCUACGAUCAACAUGCGCAAGUACGCCAGUAUCGAAUCGACGCAGCAAACGUUUACGCUCCGGUUGCGCCCGGUGUCGAAGAAAAUCCUCGCCGCCAACCUGGAGCUAACGCUGAGCUGCGUGUUUUUGCGCGAGGGCAAAGCAACGGACGAGGACAUGCAGAGCAUCAUUUCGCUGAUGUCGGUGAACAAUGUGUCGGACAUAGCGCCGCUCGACGAUCUCGAGGACAUACCGGAUCUGGAGAACUCGAUCGACUUCUCCGAGAACAUGUCCGAGCUGACGAACCAGCUCGAGCAGCUGACGACGAGCCUGAACAGCUCGGAGCUGCUGACACCGAUGAGCGGCGUGCCCUCGCUGCUGUCCGACGAUCAAACGCCGAUCGUGUGCGGGUCGCGCGAAAUGUUCCUCGACAUGAUGCUGGCGGGGCGGGAGGACGACGGCAGGCGUGAGUUGGACGAGAAUGAGAACAAACCGACGCUGCAGCACCACCACAGACCACACGCGCGCGAGGAAGGUACUGGUGACGGUCGUCAAGCCGGUUCGCACUCUUCGUCUCCUAGUCAGAGGGAAACUCGUGAAAACAGCCUCCCAGAAACGGUUAAAAGGGAGGAGGAAGAGGAAGAAGACCAGCUGGACAAGCAGCUCGACGCACUGGGCGUGUUGGAAGACGACGAGGAAGACAAUGACUUUGCAUCCGGUCGAUCAACACCGGUCCCAACGGAGGCAAACCGUGUACCGACGCCGGAACCCGCACCGCCGGCCGUCGCCGUGGAGGAGGAAGCAAAACCGUCCACCCCGGAACCACCACCAAAAGCAUCGCCCCUCGAUGGUAAAGCGUUCAACAGCAGCCGAUCGGACCUGAAACCACUGAACCUAGUCAAGAGCUACGACAACGAACCGAAGGAAAGGGAACAAAGCACCAUAACAGAGUCCGAUCGGCAGGAGGCGGAUGAAAAGUCGGACAUCUCGUUAGUUCCACCGAUCCGGCCCGUUCCGCUGUUGGCCGGUGGGGAGCUGCUGAAACCGCUGGGCACGCUUAAGGACAGCACGCCCGGGCAGGAUCUGCUAGAAUGGUGCAAGGAGGUAACGAAGAACUACAACGGCGUGAAGGUGACCAACCUGACGACCAGCUGGCGCAACGGGAUGGCAUUCUGUGCGGUGAUACAUCACUUUUAUCCUAAUUUAAUUGAAAUGACGAAAUUGUCCCCUGGCAAUGUGAUUGAAAACUGUCGAACGGCUUUCGAUGCGGCCGAAAAGCUCGGCAUACCGCGCGUGAUUGAGCCGCGCGAUAUGAAUUUGCUCGCCGUGCCGGAUAAGCUGGCCGUCAUGACGUACCUUUAUCAGCUGCGGGCGCACUUCACCGGACACCAGCUGGAGGUCCAAUCGAUCGGCGAAACAACGGACGAUUCCAGCUACGUGAUCGGAAAUUACAAAUCGGACAAGCUGUGCAAGAAUCUGCUCAACCUGACCGAUAUCAUAACGCCCAACAACGACGACCACCCGCUCGGGUCGAAGCUGGACACGAAGGCGGCCCUGCUGGCCAACUCGAAGCACCUGCUGGGGCGCGUCCUGUCCCCGACCAAAGAUAAGCUGCCCAACUUUCCCUUCAGCCUGCUGGACGGGCCGCUCGGUCCAGGGCACGUGGCAAACAAUGGCCCGGCGAACAAUGAGCGGGUAGAGAGCGGUGGUGACAGCAAUGGUAGUAGCAAACCAGCGAACGGUUUGAGUGGCCAUCAGAGCAGCAGCAUAGACAGUGGAAGCAGCAACACGUCCUCUUCCACGGCCGCCAAUGAAGGGGACGUGGCAAGUGAAAAGCUUACCGUGGCCACGACGGUUGACAGUGGCAGCGAUGGUCGGUCGGUGGCUGUUAAUGGCAGCAGUGCCAGUCCCACCGGCGAUGACGAAGAUGGCCAAAGACGCGCGCAAACGGAAAACAGUGUACAGCAGCCGGGUGACGAUGAUGAAGAGAUUCAAACGCUUCCGACGUUGGAUUUGAACAAAGCAAACAAAUUGAUUUUACGGCACAAAGAAAUGAGCGAGCGGGCCAAGCUCAUGAUAGAACGGCUUAGAUCGUCGCACGUAGAUAGCAAAGGUGACAAGGAUGCAACCGAUCGACAGGCCAGAUUGCGCGAGGAGGCCCGCAAACUGAUUGCCGGCGCCAAGUUAAAGCUGUCCGGGCUGGACUCUCCUUCAUCGCCGACGAAACUGUUCCCCUCCGGUGGUCGCCCGGCCCCUGCUCCCCUCUCGCCAGAUCGGGCCAUCUCGCCGAUCAACAAUGGGUCGGAGUUUAUCUUUCCCAUUGGCCAUCACCAUCCGCAUCGAAAGGAUACGGGUUCGCCCGCCGGCCAGCAGGACCCUACCGGCAAGGAGGGUAGCAAUGGGCACAGCUACAAGGCGGCGGAACAGCAUCACCAUCUGCUGAAGCGCAGCACACCGUCGCCGAGCAAGUUGAUUGAGUUUAUGGGUCCAAAGAGCCAGGAGGAUGAGAAUGGUCAGGUGGAACGUGUAAAUUACAUUCAAAGUGAGCUUAACAAACUGGAGCGCGAGCAGGAAGCGAUCGAUCUGAAAGCAAACGCACUGGAAAAGAAGCUACGCGCUGUGAUGGGCGGAACGAUGACGAACGUUUCCGAAACCGAAGAUCAACUCAUGUCACAAUGGUUCACGUUGGUAAACAAAAAGAACGCACUGCUCAGGCGGCAAAUGCAGCUUAAUCUACUUGAACAAGAGAAUGAUCUUGAGAAAAAGUACGAAAUGCUAAACAUGGAGCUGCGUGCAGCCCUUUCCGUCGAGGAUUGGCAGAAGACGGAGGAGCAGCGCGAGAAGGAAGCGUUGCUACUGACGGAACUGGUGGCAAUCGUGGACAAGCGCAAUGAGCUGGUGCAAAAUCUGCACAGCCAGGAGCAGGCUAUCGAAGAUGACGACGAAAUUGAACGAAAGCUGGAAACGGUAGACAUUAACCAGAAGGACGAAAAGUGUGUCAUCCAGUGAGCUGGUGAUUUCCUUCAACUGUUCCUUACUUAAAUUGGAUGAUGAUUUACCAAUGUAUGUGGACGUAAAAUGGACGUAGUUUCAACAUUCGCCGUACCAAACCAAACGACAACCCCAAAUUCCCCAAAACUGCUGACACGCGAUAGGGCCACACUGUCCCCCCGAAUGUCCCCCCCCGGGCUCGAUGAUGCCGGGCGAUCACGAACUCGUACAAGUACAAUCAUCGUUCCAACGCACGAUCGUUCAACCUGGAACAAAUUACAGUAGCAGAGUACACAUUUCCGUUCCGGGUUUUGAAUUCCGUUUUUUCGUAAUCAAUUCCGUCCGUUUUCCGGUGUGUGCGCGUGUGUUGUUGUAUAGUGCGUUUAGUGCAUUGUGCUUGGUAUUUAUCGAAGCAUUUGAGGACGCUGUGUGUCUGUGUGCGUUUACAGUGUGUCUCUGUAUAUGUGGUUGUGUUUUAGGAUGUGAACCUAUACCCUGAACUUUUGUCUCGUUUCAAGUAAGCCUACAACGCGACGACGAUGGCUUAAGCGUUGGGAUCGAUACGAGUCUAAUGGGGAUGAUCCUUUCACUAUAGGUUCGUCAAAGUUCGACGAAAGUAUCUACGCUUCAUGACAAAAAGCAACCGUGUUUUGAAUGUGUACAAUAUCGUUUAGUGUCUUUCACGCCCCUUUUUCGUUCGGCUUCACAACUGGCAAAGUAAUGCGACAGCAAAGAAGCAGUCCCAAGUGCAAAUGCUUAUUUAUUGCAAUACUACACUGUAAGAGCACUACCAUAUAGCUAUACCCUUUUUACGAUUAAGUUUCCGUUACUUUUUACUGCUAACGUUGUAACCGCGUAACCGUUUUAUUGUUCUACUUGUAUCUUACGCUGUAGUGGCCCGUAGUUUGUUCGGGUGGUCGAAAGAAAAGCUAGCAAUGAAUAACUUGCCAGCUAGCUAGGGUCGUCGGGUAAGGAGCAGAUCGAGCAAAUUAUGUAUGUGAGUUAAGGGAGUUACGGGGUGGCAUACGAGAGCGAGAGGCUUACUAGAGGCGAGCGGUUUGCAAAAACGGUGUCAGCGCCACCAACAGAAACAGCUGUAAACUUAUUCAAAGUGAUAUUAGAGCGAGGCAAAUCGAGUGAGCGUUUUUUUAUAUAUAUGAUUAGAAUCGUUUUAUUACUGACACCCGCGAAGCUGCCUUUCAUAGAAGCGAUGCAAAAAAAGCGAGAUGAAAUAAGUAUUUGGUCACAUGAUUAGAACAUUUUUCCUUACUAGAAAAAAGGAAAAGAAAAUUGACCUAGAAAAGGGUAGGAAAAGUGCGGCAGAGCGAUUUUCCCGCAAAUGAUUUUAAUUUAUCUCGUACUGUAGCUACUUAGCUAUCCAUCUAUCUAUCUAAACAUUUCUUCCGACUAAUGUAGCUCUCAUCUAACCGUAAAGGAACGAUCAACUUUAAGUUUUAGAUCAUCGUCUAGCGAUUGGUUAACUGUGUACAUAAAAAGGUAGUAAAACACAAGAAUAAGGGCAUUUAUUGCCAAUUCCAACCAUCAUACUUUCCUGCAGCAAAAUCAGGCAAAAGUAGCUGUUUUUAAAAGUGGUAAACCACAUACUGUACUACUUUUUCUCAUCCUAGAUCAUUUCACAUCACAUAAUUGAGGAAAAAUUCGGUUCACUCGUUCGGCUACGUUUAAAAGACCGAUGACAUAUUUUACAAAAAAAUGCUUUCAAAAGGAACUACUACUUGCAUAACUACUAGGAAUCAUCCUGCUUACGCUCUCAUACCUACAUACUGUAUAAUUUAUUGUUUUUCACCUACUCUACAUUCUAUUUCUGCGCCACACAUCGUAAUAAUGCAUACCGAGAGAAGAAAUAUUCUAGUCACAGCGGUGAAAGUGGAAAUUACCAGACGAUGUUGUGUCCGUACCCCUUUUGAUGCUGGCUAUUUUGGAGGAUGAUGAUGUUUUGGACCCACUGCGAAGGCUUUACAAAAGGCAAGAGUAAUGGUUAGCUUUCAAACGGUGGAAUGCUUAUAUUUUAUAGACCUCUAAUUGGUGAAGGAAAGAGGGCGAAGGGAUUACUUACUGUACUGAAAUAAGGGGCUUGGGUUUGGUAACGUUCUUUUCUCUUCUCAAACGAUGCUAUACUAUGCAAUUGAUUGCUGCUUUUGGUGGUUUGUAAACUAUCUUUCGCUUACAGUGCAGCCUAUUAGUGGUGAGAUUAAAGAAGGAGCGGAAUGAUUUGUGUACAGCUUUGAACUUACAGCCAAAGAAAAGCACAGAGGAAGAAAGCCUAAUUGGACAAAACAGAAGCUGAACAAUGGCGAAUGGGUGGAAGAUUUCUGAACACAAUAUUUGUUUUUCCCCCAUUCCCCCCCAACACGCGCUCAAUUUGAAGGAGAUUUUUAGCUUGUCGAUAGGAUGUAGUAACAAAUAAUCGUCUCAUAUAAUGUGCAUCAUACAUAUAUUUGCGUUAGUUCGCUUUUGCUUCGGCUGGCACGAAGACAGAAACAUACACACCGAAUGCGACACUCGUUUGCAUCCUUUGAUUUGAGAGCAAACGGGGUUUUGUUGCAAACAAACAAUCGAAUGGAUUCAUAAGGUUAUUUUGUACCGCCACAACUACUACUACUACUACUACUUACCCACCACUUUUUCUAGCAGAUUAGCAAAAACAGAUUUCACCUCCUUUUUGAGAUUGCAUGCAACCCCCAUCAAAGAAUCCUUUUAAUGGGUGUUUCUUUGCAGAGCAGUUGUUUGUGUGUUAGUGUGUGUUUGCUCGAUAGAACCGUAAUGCUUGGGCUUUUUGGUCUGUUUUAUUUCCUUCAAAACAUCUGGCAAUCGAACAAUCUAUGCUAAUUCCAAACGGAAUAAUAACCGUUCAAUGCACACACAUAUAGCCGAACCAAACUGUGUGUGGUACGUAAUAUGAGAAAUAUUACACGCUGUGAGAGCCUGUAGCUAACAGAAAAAGAGAACACACGUUAAUGGUAAAAUGCAGAAGAUCACAUAUUGUAAUCAACCCCCCCCCCUCCCCACGUCAUUCGUAAAGCUUUCUAUCACAUACAAUCGGAGAAGAAAACUCGUUAAAAUAUACGUAGCAAAAAUUAACCAUUUGUAACGCAGAUUAAAAAAUAACAAGCUCUAGCCGGGCGUCGUAUAACAACCAAAGUAAAACUUUGGCCUUCGCUCCCCCUCCCUAGCACGUGUACGCGCCUAGCUGGGGUGAGCCUAGCGAUAUAGAUAAUACGAUAGUGGUGAAACAGAACGGAACGGAAACAAUAUAAAAUCGAAUAAACAAAAAAGGAAAGCAUCGCAAACAUCGGUCAACUCGGCGCGCAUAAACAGAUGAAACUGAUGAAAAGAUCAUAUUUUUAGGCUAUAGAAUGUAACGAUAAUGAAAUUAUUUGCGUGCUGCAAAACUAACAAUUCCAAAGUGAAGCGCCACAUUGGAACGCGGGGUGAAACGAAACGAAACCCCUAUAAUUGCUACACAUCACUGCGGAGCAUCAGCAAGCAGCAAGCAGUACACCGAGCACUUCAUUUACGUAUUUCGUUUUCGAAGAGGCCAGAAAAUCAGAGAGAGGAAAAAUGCAGCCUAGAGUUUGCUUUGUAGAGCCGUUUGUAAACUUUUCGUAUCGAUUAUGAUGGUAGACACAUUGGUGGCACGAUAUUUUUGGAAAACAAAACAAAAAACUACUACUAAAAAGCUUGCAGAAAAGGGGCGAAAUAGAGGGAGAGAGAACACAUAACAAUUCCUUGCAAGAGGGCGAAAAAUUACCAUCACACAGAGAGAUAGAGAGAGAGAGAGCUGUAUUUAUAUAUAUACAAAACCCCCGUUUGCGUACCGAUGCAGGAGGAUGAUGAGUCUAUACUUAUAUACAUAAAAAAAGAAAACAAAAAAUCAUAUUAUAUAUUUUUUCUCAUACUAUAUACAUACAUCCCAUUAUGCAUACGCUCACGGCGGCGGCUGGUGCGUACGAGCAACGCCGCUGCGAUAAUGAUUGAGCUGGUGAAGAGAGGAGUAAAUUGUGAACUGUGAGGUUUCCUAAAUAGCGUGCGUGCGUGUGUGGGGUCAAAAUUAAACCAAGGAAACAACUUAAAAGAAGAUUACUAGCACCGGAUGUCCAACGACGACAACAGCAUGCUAGCGGAUUGUAAUAAUAAUCUGACGAUGAUGAUGAACAAUGAAAUGUAUCGAAUGAUGAUGUCAAAAAGGAA